Molecule: messenger RNA, 435 nt
Organism: Didymodactylos carnosus
Lineage: Eukaryota; Metazoa; Rotifera; Eurotatoria; Philodinida; Philodinidae
Source: the annotation of a GenBank genome assembly
AUGUAUCGCCUCACUACAGACGAAAUGUGUCCAGAUUUUUCCCAAAGGUGAUGUCUGCUUGGGUUUUGCAAUGCUAACGAUACUCAAUAAAACAAUAAUAAAACGUGGUUCGAUGAGUUCUAUCCAAUCAUAUGUAGAUAAAACAAAAAAUUUGGUUCAAUUUUUGAACUGCCUUCACCUUUACUUCGAUCUGCCAAUCUUGUUCUUCUCUUUUUCUUUGGAAGUAAACUGAAUUGGAUCGAAAGAUGUCGAUUUGGUUCGAUCUAUUUCGAAACUGAUAGUAGGGUAUUUAGUUCAACAAGUUAUGUACGACUUCGUAAUGCGGGCCUUAAUCAAGAGAAUAGAUAUCCCAUGCAUCAUGUUUUUUAUCUUUGUCACCCGUCAGCUAAAACAAUGUGAGCAAGUUCGCGAUCAAUAUUUCUGCUGUCAGUCACU